Molecule: messenger RNA, 296 nt
Organism: Meloidogyne enterolobii
Lineage: Eukaryota; Metazoa; Nematoda; Chromadorea; Rhabditida; Meloidogynidae
Source: the annotation of a GenBank genome assembly
UUUUUAUUAUCAAUAAUCAGUUGCUAUAUCUAAUAAUGAAGAUGUUUGGUAAAAGGAAGAGGAUGACCGCUUUGCAAAAAGCUGAGAAUAGAUUCCGUAUUCAAAUGGAUCGUACCGUCGGCGGGGAGAUGUACUUGAAAAAAAUACGGAACCGACAUAUUCGUUGUCAUAUGUGUGAAGGGCGUGUUGGUAAACAAUACAUUAAGCACGUCUACGGGCAUCUUGAAGGCAAAAAGCUGUACAAGUGCCCGACGUGCGACGAGGUAUUCAUAGGGGCAUCUUUAUUAGAAAUUUAA